AUGGCCAGCAGCAAGGAAGUGAUGCUUCAUCGCUCGGCUUUGAAUGCAGAGGUCAUAAAUGAGCUGUUACCAUCAGCACAGCGGAUUGCUCUACUUUACCAUGUGUCCUAUCUGUGUCUGGCCGGCUUUCCCAAACUGGAGAGGCUGCUCCGGAGCAGGGCCCUGGAGACUCAGCUCCUCUUUGGCUCCUCAGAGGCUCUCCUGAUUAAGUGUAUUGGUACCAGUGACAACUUGGUGAACUCGUUGUUUCCUCUGCUCAAAGCAGCAGUGGAAAAAAACAAGCCCACACUCGCUGUGAAGUACCUGGAGAAGGCAAAAGCUUGGAUUACCAAUAUCAUCAUUGAAGUUGAUCAGAUUGUGGAGAAAUAUAAUUCACUCAACAAAAAUGUUGCCACAACCACCAGUGAUGUUAUCACUGCAAAGGUUGAAACUGACGAACUGAUUGAAAGUGUCGGCAAUGAACUUGAAGCAGCCGAGGCCAUUUUGAAUCAGUACAAGGCUAAGCUGGAAAAGAUUACUGACGAUUUGGUAACUGUUGAGCGAAAAUUAAAUGACAAAAGCCAUGAGCUUGAGAAACUUGUCAAAGAUAUUUCUGGUAAGAACACUGCUGUUGGUAUCGUGACUUCUUUGGUGCCUUUUGUUGGACCCUUAAUCAACGCCAUCUACAAAGCAGCCACUGAACCAGGGGAUAAAGCCAAAAUCAAGGCCUUGGAGACUGAGAUCAAUAGAAUCAUUUCAGAGAAAUCUGAAUUGAGACAGAAGGAGUGGGACCUACAGAAUGAGGUGAUCAGCUUGCAAAUGAAGGUGGCAAAACUGAGAAUAAACUUGGGUUCAAUUCCAUCCCCAGAGCAUCUUGAUGAGGUUCAGCUUUGCCUCUCCAGAAUUCAGCAGAUUCUGGUUCAGCUACAAAAAUUCUGGGAGAAAGUUGGUGCAAUGCUGGAUUACCUGAAGGACAAGACCUUUGUUGGGGAGGAGUUGACUGAAGAACUUUUAGACUUCAAGGAUGAAUUUUUGCAGUCAAUCACCACGGCCGAAGAGGUUUGGACAAAAUUUGGAGCCGUAUGUGAGAGAGCCAGCAGCGUAUUCAGCAACCAGGCCAAAGAUGCCUACAAGUUCCUGGAGGUCAGUCCUACCUCUCUCUCUAAAGAGGAGUGGCAGUGUCAGUAUGAUGCUGUGAAGGAGAAGCUGGAGUUGAUAAAGCCCUGCUCACCUGCCCCUUUGGGGACUGGCACUGAGGAGUCUGUUACUGAGAAGUCUGCUACCUCUGCCAUCACCCAGUAA
Molecule: messenger RNA, 1281 nt
Organism: Chanos chanos (milkfish)
Lineage: Eukaryota; Metazoa; Chordata; Actinopteri; Gonorynchiformes; Chanidae
Product: chromosome partition protein Smc-like
Exons: 6
Coding region: 1-1281 (426 amino acids)
Source: RefSeq, a predicted model, not a curated record